This is a messenger RNA of Thamnophis sirtalis, 1580 nucleotides long. The record is from RefSeq and is a predicted model, not a curated record. Lineage: Eukaryota; Metazoa; Chordata; Lepidosauria; Squamata; Natricidae.
AUUUUCCUCUUUUGUACAACAAGAGAAGUGGAUUGUCUUCAAAGGACACUUCUGCCAAUCUUCAGCAAGAGUUUGAGGACAGUUGCUUUAAGACAGAGCUGACCUAUCCCAACAACAUUCCAGAAACAAAAGCCCAUUUCCAACCUCACCGCGCAGAAUUUCACUCCAAAGAAAAAAGCACCAACGAACCUGGACCGAUUCCUUUCUACGUUCCUCAUCACUGCUGCAUAGAUAGUUAUCCAGUGGCACAUAGUGAAUCCCUUUCUUAUGCUGAUUGGGCUACCAUUCCCAGUUCUCUUCAACUUGGCAUCCACCACUAUGGUACUGAUGGACAAUAUUUAAGAAAUGAGGCAGUAAACAGUCAGCAACUGACUUCAGGACUGUUUACAAAAAACUCAGGUACAUCCUCCGUAAACCUUGAUGAAGGAGAUAAAAUUGCUUCGGUGCCUGCCAAGGAACAGCAAGAUAAACCCUUAAACAAAGCUAAAAGUAAAAUAAUGAGGAAGUUAACUCGUACUCUGAAGAAUUCUCAACCAGAAGGGGCAAGAAUUGCUCACCAAGGCCAAGGAAUUCCAGGGCCAAACAAUUCGUAUUUUAGUAGAGAUGAACACAUUCCAAAGCAACCUAGUUAUGUUAGGUCUCCUGAAUUCUCGGAUAAUCUUUUGCCAGUUUGGGACCCUGAGAAGAAAUGUCUAAUAUAUGUUGAUAAAUGUCCCAUUGCUACUCAGCCUAAACUGUCACUGAAGUUAAUGGCUAAUGUCAUUAGAAAAUCCAUAUUAGAAGGUCUGGAAAAAAGCCAGGAUGUUUAUACAAAACCUUCUCUGGAAAAUACCUUUAAUUUCUCUCAUAACCUGGCUCAUUCUGAAAAUCUGAAAAACACGGAGUAUCAGGAAGGCUCCAGUGCACAAAUGCAAGAGUUACGUAUGCUGAAUAAUACAGAACAGGGCCUUAAACCUAGGAGUUCAGUUAUCUCUAAUUUUUCCGGUUCAAUUGAAGAUUUUCGGUAUGAUGAUAAAAGCUCAUAUAUUCCAAAAUGCGAUGUGCAUCUGACAUCAUCCAGCGGCACUCACCGUGGACAUUCUUACUCUAAUAAAGUUGAUGUUCCCACGCUUUUAGAAAGAUUUACCCUUAAAGAAAAUGCUCGGAAGUCAUAUAUUGAUUGUAAUGAAAAGAACAGGCUACAUCCAUCUUUAAGGCAGAAAAAGAAAAGUGAUAAUGCUAUACUAGAUGGUCCAGUUCAGAGGAACAAUGUGUGGAAUCUGUUCAGCAAUUUGAGGAAUAAAGAAGAUGACAGCAUUAAAAGCCCUUUGUUAAUGCCAGCUGUGUCUCCCACUACCAUCUUUGAUGUUGAUAAAGUACUAAGUGAUACUUCCAAAGGAGAAUAUUUGGGAUCUAAAGGUCUACCUGCCAGGAAACAAGCGACAACUGGCUAUUGCUCAUCCUCCUCUGAUGACGAAUGGGAAUAUAAGCCUUCCCCUCAACUCCCGGUUAAAAGUACUCUUAGAAGGAACAAAAAGUUGGCAAAAGAAACAAAGCAACUGGUUAAACAAAAGGAACUAAAAAGACUUCACAAAGCACAG